Molecule: messenger RNA, 1500 nt
Organism: Botrytis deweyae
Lineage: Eukaryota; Fungi; Ascomycota; Leotiomycetes; Helotiales; Sclerotiniaceae
Exons: 2
Coding region: 1-1500 (499 amino acids)
Biological process (GO): monosaccharide transmembrane transport
Cellular component (GO): membrane
Molecular function (GO): hexose transmembrane transporter activity
Source: RefSeq, a predicted model, not a curated record
AUGGCCCCAGGAGGCAUGAGACAAUGUAUUCAGGAUAUCACUCCCUACCUACUUUUCCUCAUUUUUAUCUCGACCCUUGGACCUCUACAAUUUGGCUUUCAUUUGUCUGAAUUAAAUGCUCCUCAAGAUGUUAUUACAUGCAAGAAACAAAGUCGUGUCGAAUCAACUGUUCGUACCGGACUUCCACAAUGUAUCCCUAUGACCGAAGCCGAAUUUGCCGCCCUUUCGUCACUCUUCGUUUUAGGUGGAUUAUCAGGAGCACUGGGUUGUGGCGCCGUGUCGACAAGUUAUGGAAGAUUGUUUGCCAUGAGAAUUACAAGUGUUUGUUUCAUAGUAGGGUCAAUUUUGGAAAUCUUCGCCGGCACAGUUCCAAUGAUGUCUAUUGGCCGGUUCUUUUCAGGCAUUGGUGCUGGAGCAUCGACUGUCGUCGUGCCAAUUUACAUUUCAGAGGUUGCACCGCCUAAGGAAAGGGGAUUGUUUGGAUCCAUGACACAAAUUACCACGAAUGUAGGCAUCCUACUUACUCAGGUUCUGGGUUAUUAUUUGAGUAGAGGGUCGAAGUGGAGAAUCAUAUUGGCAGUUGGAGCUGGACUUGGAUUGUUACAAGGACUUGGGUUGUUAUUCAUCCCAGAGAGCCCAACAUGGCUUGCCGCACAUAAAGACACACAAACAGCCACGAGAACCCUCCAGCGAAUUAGAGGACAUGGCUAUUCCAUUGAGGAAGAGAUUCAACACUGGGACAUUAAGCCAUCCGAGGAAGAAGAAGAGCGUCUUUUACUUGACCCAGAGCUGACUAGAAGGGACUCUGUUGCCAGCAAGUCAUCCUCACAGAAAUCCAUUCCUAAUGUUGGAUUCUUUCAAGUCAUUAAAGAUCCCUUCUAUCAACCUGCAGUCAUUGCCGUCAUUGGUAUUAUGUUUGCUCAACAACUUUGUGGUAUCAACAGUAUCAUCAUGUAUUCCGUAUCACUUUUGUCUGGCCUUCUCCCCGUCUCUUCAUCUAUCAUUACAAUUCUUAUUUCGGUAGUUAAUCUUGUGGCAACUGUCGCAUGUGCACCAUUAGCCGAUAAAAUUGGUCGAAAAGCAUGCCUUCUCCUUUCCAUAACUGGUAUGGGCACCAUGUCUCUUUCAUUAGCAUUAUCCCUUCGUUGGGAAAUCAAAAUUCUCUCUGCGAUUUCAGUCAUCCUAUUUGUCACAUUUUUCGCCACAGGUCUUGGUCCUGUUCCUUUCAUGAUGGCAUCAGAGUUCGUCGGUCCAGAGGCUGUGGGUGCGACGCAAAGUGUAGGUUUGGCAGCCAAUUAUCUUGCUACUUUUCUAGUAGCCCAAUUUUUCCCCAUAAUAAACUCGAGCUUGAACAAAGCUUUAGGGGGUGUGGGAUGGGCGUACUUUAUAUUUGCAGCGUUGGCAGUAUUGUGCGGAAUAUUUGUUAGUUGGAAAGUUCCUGAAACUAGAGGCAAGAAAGAUGCCGAUGAAGUCUGGGGAAGACAGAGAAGAGUCGAUUGA